AUGUCGAAGCAGUGGAUAGUGUUAGCAUCUGCAUUUGUCGUUGGCACUAUUGGAACUCUAAUUGCUGCAUUUAUGUUCGAUCGGCACAGAAAAAAGUUGUUCAAUAUGCUUACAGACUAUGUUUUAAUUGGUCACGUAUCUGGAUUAACUAUUUAUCCUGUGAAAUCAAUGAAAGGAGUAUGUUUUUUUGAGUCUGUUACCAAUAAACUGAAGGAAAUGCAGGAUAGGCACUUCUUGGUGAUCAGUGAAAACACUGGAAAAUUCUUAACAUCUCGUCAGUAUCCUAAACUUAUCACAGUUUCCACUGAAGUUUGUGUAAGGUUUCAACUUUGUCGUAAAUUUGAAUUGAACAUUCGUUUUUUCAGGUUGUUUGAAAAGUUAAAGCAGGAAGGUCUAGACUGCGGUGAUGAGAUAGGCGAAUUCCUCCGUCAGUUCCUUGAUACCACUGAUAAAAUAAGACUACUGUAUUAUAUUAACAACUUAUACAGCGAACGUGAUGUUGUGUCGGAGGAGGAUUGGCUUCUAGGCUCAGUUCCCAAAAUAAGAGCUCCUGUAAGUCAUUUUACUGCAUACCCUGAUGAGAGUCCGUACCUUGCCAUCUGCGACAGCUCAAUUGAUGACCUGAAUUCCCGACUCCCUCCAGAAGAUAAGGUAGAUAUGAGGUGGUUUCGACCAGUGAUACACAUACAGGGUCCUAAACCUUAUGAUGAGGAUAUGUGGGGCGAACUGAAAAUUAGAGACGUGACUUUUGCUUGUUAUAAGCCGUGUACCAGGUGUGUAGUGACAACAAUUGAUCCUGAUACAGGGAUUCGGAGACGAAAUAACCAGCCAUUAAAAGUGUUGAAAGAGUACCGCAAAGUUCCCGAAAAGCUUCAUAAGAUCUAUGGUGACAGUCCUGUACUUGGAGUAUUUAUGGGGGUUAUGGACAAGGGUACAAUUCACGUUGGCGAUCCUGUGUUUGCUCGAUAUAAAAAUCAUGCGUAUUGA
This is a messenger RNA of Enterobius vermicularis (human pinworm), 987 nucleotides long. The record is from the annotation of a GenBank genome assembly. NCBI's taxonomy places the organism in Eukaryota, Metazoa, Nematoda, Chromadorea, Rhabditida, Oxyuridae.